AUGUCCGGAAGCGAUUUGGCCGCGGAUGUUGAGAAACAUCCCGUCAACAGAUACUAUGAGGAUAACUCCGGCGCCGUCCCCGGGGAGACUUUCGAAUAUGGCGAUUCUUGGUACGCCAGAAUGCAGCGUUUCGCUGGAAAGCUCAACGUCGAACAGCGAGGUAUCGAGCGAGUGCCGGACAAUGAGCGCACAGAUAACUCGUAUCUGAACGUGGGAAGCAUGUGGCUCGCCGCCAACAUGGUUGUCACAUCCUUUGCGAUCGGAGUGCUCGGACAAUCGGUCUUUUACUGCGGUUUCGUCGACGGUAUCUUGACCGUGUUGUUCUUCAACUUGCUCGGUGUCUUGACUGUCUGCUUUUUCUCCAUCUUCGGUGCUGAAUUCGGCUUGCGUCAAAUGGUGGUUUCCCGUUUCUGGUUCGGUUGGUGGGGUGUCAAACUCAUCGCCUUCUUCAACGUGCUCGCUUGUAUCGGCUGGKCGGCUGCAAACUCGAUUGUCGGCGCCCAAUUGAUCGUUGCUGUGAACCCUAAUGUGCCUGGUGCUGUUGGUAUUGUCAUCAUUGCCAUCUGCACUCUGUUCAUCACCUUUUUCGGCUACAAGGUUGUUCACGCGUACGAAUUCUGGAGUUGGAUCCCUACUUUCAUCAUUUUCUUGAUCGUCUUGGGAGUUUUUGCUCAUUCUGGAGACUUCUACAACGUCCCUUGGGAAGUCGGCAAGGCCGAACUGGGUUCCGUUCUCUCUUUCGGUGCAACGGUCUACGGUUUUGCUACCGGAUGGACUAGCUAUGCUGCUGACUACACGGUCUACCAGCCAUCUAACCGCAGCCGAUUCUGGAUCUUCUUCUCGACCGCCAUUGGACUACUUUUCCCUCUGUUGUUCGUCGAGAUGCUCGGUGUUGCUGUCAUGACUGCCACUAACAUCAACGGCGGUGACAACAAGUAUGCCGCCGGUUAUGCCGAGUCUGGCACUGGUGGUCUUUUGGGAGCCGUUCUCUUUGAUCCCUUGGGUGGAUUCGGCAAGUUUUGUGUUGUCAUCCUUGCCUUAUCCAUUAUCGCCAACAACUGCCCCAACAUCUACUCCGUCAGUCUCACUCUCAUGGUGUUGGCCCGCUGGACUCGCAAAGUCCCUCGCUUCAUCUACACCGUCAUCGCUACCGGUGUCUAUAUUGCCAUCGCCAUCCCUGGUUACUCCCACUACGAAACUGUGUUGUCGAACUUCAUGGACUUUAUCGGAUACUGGCUGGCUAUCUACGAGGGUAUUGCCAUCACUGAUCAUUUCGUCUUCAAACGUGGUUUCGGCGGAUACAGCCCUGAACUCUACGAUCAGCCAGACAAGCUUCCCCCUGGUAUCGCUGCCGUCUUUUCUUUUUGCUGCGGUGUUGCCGGUAUGGUCACCGGUAUGAGCCAGACUUGGUGGGUUGKGCCUAUUGCUCUUUUUGCCGGUGACGCUCCUUAUGGCGGAGAUGUUGGCUUCGAGUUGGGUUUCGCUUUCGCGGCGGUUGGUUAUUUGAUUACUCGUCCUAUUGAGAUGAGAAUAUUUGGACGAUAG
This is a messenger RNA of Talaromyces amestolkiae, 1545 nucleotides long. RefSeq lists its product as uncharacterized. Bases 1 to 1545 code for a protein of 514 amino acids. Gene Ontology annotation, cellular component: plasma membrane; fungal-type vacuole membrane. Gene Ontology annotation, biological process: transmembrane transport. The record is from RefSeq and is a predicted model, not a curated record. Gene Ontology annotation, molecular function: transmembrane transporter activity. Lineage: Eukaryota; Fungi; Ascomycota; Eurotiomycetes; Eurotiales; Trichocomaceae. The transcript has 3 exons.